AUGAUUAUCAUUGUCUUCGUUAUCAUGCUCCACGCAACAAGCCCAUGUGUGGGCUCGUACAAGGUACACCGGCAGACGGCUCACCACGACAGGAUUCGUCGAGUCAAAUGCGACGAGCAGAGACCCGAGUGCAAUCGAUGCCUGUCCACUGGAAGGACUUGCGAUGGGUACUGGACUGGGUCGCAGUCGCUUGUCCAGCAGGCGUGUUCAUUGCGCAUCAUACAGCAUGUCCCACUUCACCGGAAGCCCCCGCCUGCAAUCCGGCUGAAUACGGACGAGCAUCGCUGUCUCGAGUUCUUUCAGCACUAUACCAUCCACGGCCUAGGAGCAGAGGUGGGCUCUUGUUUGUUGCAGGCAACGACCAGCGAGCCGGUGAUCCGAUCGGUGGCCAUCGCAGUCGGUUCGGUGCAUCUCUCCUUCACUUGCUUGAGUGAAGAAGACACUGCGUUUACUCUGCGCCACUACAACAAAGCCAUCCGACAACUAGUCACGUCGCAAAACAGCAAAAACACAGUUCUGCUGGCCUGUGUCCUGUUCUUUUGCUGCGAGUGUCUGCAGGGUCGCUUCAAGACCGCCAUCCAACAUGCCUCGUCCGGACUUCGAAUCCUCCAGCAGCAACAGCUGCGCUCACACGCCUCUCCAGAGAGAGCGUCACCAGCAGUGUUCUCGCUGUUCAACGCGGUGCAAAGCCAGGUGCUCGAAAUCGAGGGAAUGGAAGGGAUGGAGCCCGAGACCCAGCCUAAGCUCCCGCCAACCUCCGACCCUAUCCCAACAGGCCCAGGACUGAACAUCAGCGACCACCAGCAUAUUUUCAGACAACUUUACCACCGCUUCACGGAGAAUGACGCCCUAUUCAAGGCCUUCGCAGAAACCCCGACCGACCACUCCCCGGCCGGCAUAGCGUACGAACAACAGUUACUCGCUGAGUGGUUCCGGGUCCGCGGGGACUUGAAAGCCUGGAUGCAGGACUUCGACCGCCAGACCACAUACAGGCUGCAGACGGACCCCAGCACGGCAUCUCUAAACGCCCACCCAAUUGCGAUCCUCAAGACCUGGAAGCUAUUGUUCAGCAUAUACUUACGAAUGGCCUGGCCACCGUCCGAGUUGGCAUGGGACUACUUCACCGCCGACCUCCAGUCCAUCGUCUCCCUUGUCUCGACCGUGACGGGCGACUGCACAGCUCGGCUGAACACACAUCGUACACCCACAGUGCCUAGCAGCAAAGACACCAGCGCGCCCACAAAGCCCCGUCUCGCUCCCAGCCCCACAGCCCCAUCGAGACCGACAUUCACCCUCUCCCUCGGCUUCCUAACCCCCCUCUACAUCUGCGCCACCCGCUGCCGCGACUCGACAAUCCGGCACCGCGCUCUCCGCCUCCUCGCCACCUGUCGCCGGCGCGAGGGGGUUUGGGACUCCGAUGUCGCUGCGCGAGUGGCGCGCCGGAUUAUAGAGAUCGAAGAACAUGCGGCCGGGGUAAAGCCCGGGGUCAGCUAUGGCCCGGCUGAUAUCAGUUUGGCGGCGCGCGUGCGCUCCUCGUCGCCGCAUUUCGGCGAGGGAAGGACGGCCUCGUUGCGGUAUAUUGGAGGGAGUAGUCGGCCUGAGGUUGGGUUUAUGGAAGAGACGAUUGUGUGGUAG
This is a messenger RNA of Aspergillus homomorphus CBS 101889, 1635 nucleotides long. Its product is annotated as Zn(II)2Cys6 transcription factor domain-containing protein. Gene Ontology annotation, molecular function: DNA-binding transcription factor activity, RNA polymerase II-specific; zinc ion binding. The transcript has 2 exons. Gene Ontology annotation, biological process: regulation of DNA-templated transcription. Bases 1 to 1635 code for a protein of 544 amino acids. Lineage: Eukaryota; Fungi; Ascomycota; Eurotiomycetes; Eurotiales; Aspergillaceae. The record is from RefSeq and is a predicted model, not a curated record.